AUGGACUGCAAGUGCCACCUGCUUUUUGGCCGCUGCAUGCUGAAGAUCUGCUGGCAGCAGCUCGCCGACUUCCACCAAGUUGGGAACUUGCUGAAGCCGGUGAACGAGCGCUUGACGGCGCCCACGGCGAGCGAGCUGGUGCACGUGAGCGCCAGCCCCGGCUACUGCGAGCGCAACGACGCCAGCGGCAUCCCCGGCGCGGUGGGGCGGCGGUGCAACGUCACCUCCGAGGGCAAGGAGGCAUGCUCCGUCAUCACGUGCUGUGACAGAGGAUACGACAUCUCACAAGUCACGGUGGAGAAGCAGUGCGGCUGCCAGGAGCAACUCCACUGGAACGUCGAUUGCAAGCUGUGCCCAUCGACCGUCGAUCAAUUCUUGUGCAAGUAG
Molecule: messenger RNA, 387 nt
Organism: Lethenteron reissneri (Far Eastern brook lamprey)
Lineage: Eukaryota; Metazoa; Chordata; Hyperoartia; Petromyzontiformes; Petromyzontidae
Product: protein Wnt-5a-like
Biological process (GO): canonical Wnt signaling pathway; multicellular organism development; neuron differentiation
Cellular component (GO): extracellular region
Molecular function (GO): cytokine activity; frizzled binding
Source: RefSeq, a predicted model, not a curated record